AAUUUAGUGACCAUAAAAGUUGGUGUGUAUAUAUAUAUACAGAAUUUUGAGUAAGAGAAUACAAACGAGGUGAACUUCACAAGAACCCGACAUUGUAAUUGUCUGCGAGAGUUAUGGCUCCGGUAGGAUUGCCUCCAGGCUUUAGAUUUCAUCCGACCGACGAAGAACUUGUAAACUAUUAUCUGAAAAGAAAGAUCAACGGUCAAGAAAUCGAGCUUGAUAUAAUCCCUGAGGUUGAUCUCUACAAAUGUGAACCAUGGGACCUUGCAGAGAAGUCGUUUCUACCAAGUAGAGAUCCGGAAUGGUACUUUUUUGGGCCACGCGACCGGAAAUAUCCGAACGGAUUCAGGACGAACCGAGCAACGAGAGGUGGAUACUGGAAAUCGACUGGGAAAGAUCGAAGAGUAACGAGUCAGAGCAGAGCGAUUGGGAUGAAGAAGACUUUGGUUUAUUAUAGAGGAAGAGCUCCUCAAGGGAUCCGUACGGAUUGGGUUAUGCAUGAAUAUCGUCUCGAUGAUAAGGAUUGUGACGAUCCUUCUUCGCUUCAGGACUCGUAUGCACUAUGUCGGGUGUUCAAGAAGAACGGAAUAUGUUCGGAGUUGGAAACAGAACAGCAAAUGCAAUUACAAACGGGACAAUGUAGCUUCACGACGGCGUCGAUGGAGAUUAAUUCGAAUAAUUUUAACAAUCAUGAAUACGAGACAAUGUCGCCGGAAGUUGGAGUUUCUUCCGCCUGCGUAGAAGACGUCAUCGACGAUAAAGACGAUUCGUGGAUGCAGUUCAUCACAGACGACGCAUGGGAUACGUCAUCAAACGCUGCAGCUAUGGGACAUGGUCAAGGGGUUUAUUGACUGGCUGUUAAAGAACAAAAGCAAAAAAGAGAAGAAUAUAGAAUUAUUUUGGCAAAUAACGUAAACACUUAGGUACACUUUUGUUGUACUUUUUAUUAUAAACGGUUGAAAUAAAACCUACGGGUUGUUGGGGUAAGUGGUACAGUAUUUUGGAAAACUUAUAACUAAUUUUUCUAAUUGUGGGAAUGUGUGGGAAAAUCACGUGAUUUGAUUGGAUAUUUGGAUUUUGUUUUUUUUUGUUUAAGUUUUUUUUUUCUUUGAUUGAUGAUGCUAUUAUUAUCCAUUGAUUUGACGGCUCUAUGGAUCAUUGGUACCUUUGUUCUUUUUCCUCACAUGGGUGUAACCAGAUGAUCAAGUUGAUGGACAAAAAUAUUGAGUUUAUUAUU
Molecule: messenger RNA, 1237 nt
Organism: Thlaspi arvense
Lineage: Eukaryota; Viridiplantae; Streptophyta; Magnoliopsida; Brassicales; Brassicaceae
Source: the annotation of a GenBank genome assembly